Molecule: messenger RNA, 1391 nt
Organism: Hydractinia symbiolongicarpus
Lineage: Eukaryota; Metazoa; Cnidaria; Hydrozoa; Anthoathecata; Hydractiniidae
Exons: 2
Coding region: 8-601 (197 amino acids)
Source: RefSeq, a predicted model, not a curated record
UUCAGCAAUGGGAAAGGCAUUGGAAGAAGAUGCAUUGAAUGUUCCCAAGGGCACGAUUAUUAAUCAAAACACCGAAGCAGUUCCUUUUUAUCUUGUUGGAGAUGAAAUUGUUCCUCUUAAAACUUGGUUAAUGAGACCCGACCCUGGAUCUGUUCUUACCAGUGAAGAAAAGAGAAUCUUUAAUUAUCGGCUUUCCAGAGCAAGAAGGGUAAUUGAGAACGCAUUUGGCAUCCUUAGCACCAGAUGGAGAAUCUUUCACAAGCCCAUCAAAGCUACCGUUAAAAAUGUGGAAGAUUACACUCUCGCUUGCCUCAGUCUUCAUAACUAUUUGAGACAAACCGACAACGCUAUGUAUACUCCGCAGGGUUUCCUUGACUCUGAAAGCAAAGAUGGUCAGAUUAAGAAGGGAGAGUGGAGGUCGAUGAGAAAAAUUUUUACAACGAUGUUUCAAAACCUAAAUCCGAUUCGCGGGUCUAGAUAUAGUAAAGAUGCCCUUCAAAUGAGGAAUACUAUUACAGAUUAUGUUAAUAGUGCUGUUGGUGCAGUCUCGUGGCAAUACGAUUAUAUAAGGAGAACAAGUCACCACUCUUUCGGUUCUUAGUUUUUAUAUAUUAUGAAAAACGGUUAUAUAUUACAUGUACACUGUUUCAUUUGAUGCCUAGUGUAAUAUUUACAAGAAAAAAUAUCUUAAUUAUGCACCAUUCGCGUGUAAAAUCCAUUCCCCGGUGUACUCAUUGCAUCAUUUUAGUUUGAUGCAGUCGGUGUAACAAUACUAUUGUGAACUGGACUAAAAUGUGCCAUUUGGUAUUUAAAUAAAACUCCUUGAAUUUCGUGUUUCACCAAAAUAUAUUCCCGCUCUGAAAGCUUUCGCAAAUCAGCCGCCAGUGACUUCACAUAAAAAUCGAUUGCAUCCAUCUCUUUUUCGGUGGAAUCAGCCUUAAUUGAUUUACCCAAAUCACGAAUUAAAUUGAGUUCCAUGUCAUCGAGGUAUUCGUUUUUGUUUAUUCUUCUUCGUUUUGCAGCGUCCUUGUCAUCUUUCGCUUGUCCGUUUGCAGGUCGACCUCUUUUUUUUAGAGUGCGCUGUUGUUGCUGUGGCACAGGUGAGGUUAAGGAACUUGUCCUAUUGAAGGUUUCAGAUGCCCGAGAUCAACGGGCCUUUUCAGCUUUUUCACUCUCUUUGGUGGAUGUGCCAGAUUUUUUUGACUUUUUAAAAUCAUUCUUCUUUUUAUUAUAUCUUUUUCGAAGCUUCUCAAAGGAGGAAUACUAUUACAGAUUAUGUUAAAAGUGCUGUUGGUGCAGUCUCGUGGCAAUACGAUUAUAUAAGGAGAACAAGUCACCACUCUUUCGGUUCUUAGUUUUUAUGAAAAACGGUUAUAUAUUACAUGUACACU